AUGACCGCCACCGACCCGCGCCUGCUCCCCUUCUCCGCGGUCCUCUCCUCCCUGGAGAACGAGGGCGCGUACGCCGUCAUGGCGGCGGCGGCGGCCGUCGAGUCCGCCACGGGCAAGCCCGUCAUCCACCUGGAGAUCGGCCAGCCGGCCUUCCCGACCCCGGCCCCGGUCGCGGACGCCGCCAUCGCCGCCAUCGCCGCCGGCAAGACCAAGUACUCGUCGCCGCGCGGCGUCGCCCCCCUGCGCGCCGCCAUCGCCUCCUUGGCCAACCGCCACCGCGGCCUCGCCGUCACCCCGCAGCACGUCGUCGUGGGCUCCGGCGCCAAGCCGGGCCUGUUCCUCGCCACGCUCGCCCUCGUCCGCGGCCCGCACGACCACCUCCUCAUCCCGGACCCGGGCUUCCCGACCUACCGCGCCAUGGUCGCCGUCGCAAACGGCACCGCCGUCCCCGUCCCGCUCCGCCCGGACAUGCGCAGCUUCGACAUGCCCGCGCUCGAGGCCGCCGUCACCCACCGCACGCGCCUCGUCGUGCUCAACUCCCCGGGCAACCCCACCGGCGGCGUCGUCCCGCUGGAACACCUGCGCCGCAUCGCCCAGCUCGCCGUCGAGCACGACUUCUGGGUCGUGUCGGACGAGAUCUACAGCCAGCUGUGCUACGAAGACACGUACACGUCCAUCGCCAGCCCGCCCGGCAUGGCGGUCCGCACGGUCGUCGUGGACGGCUUUUCGAAGAGCUACUGCAUGACCGGGUGGCGCCUGGGCUGGGCCAUCAUGCCGCCGCCAUUGGCGGAGCGCGUCGAGCUGCUGCUCGUGCAUUCCGUCGGGUGCACGGCGACGUUUACCCAGGAGGCCGGCAUUGCCGCGCUGGCCGGCGGCGGAGAGGUAGAGAUGCUGCGGCGCGAGUAUAGGAAGAGGAGGGACAUCGUGGUGAAGGGGCUGAAUGCGAUUCCCGGUGUGCGGUGCGACAGGCCGCAGGGCGCGUUUUGCGCGUUUGCGGACGUGCGCAGCUUUGGCAGGAGCAGCAAGGAGAUUGCGGACGUGCUGCUGCAGGACGGGUUGGUGGCCGUGUUGCCCGGGACGGACUUCGGGGAGCAGGGGGAAGGGUUCAUCCGGCUAAGCUAUGUGAGCGAGGAGGAGGAGCAGAGAGAAGGGUUGCGCCGCAUCGCCGCCACGCUCGGCAGGCUGCGCCCGGUGAAGGCGGUGGCGUAG
Chondrus crispus (carragheen) is the source of this 1209-nucleotide messenger RNA. RefSeq lists its product as hypothetical. The record is from RefSeq and is a predicted model, not a curated record. Lineage: Eukaryota; Rhodophyta; Florideophyceae; Gigartinales; Gigartinaceae. The transcript has a single exon. Gene Ontology annotation, molecular function: pyridoxal phosphate binding. Gene Ontology annotation, biological process: biosynthetic process. Bases 1 to 1209 code for a protein of 402 amino acids.